AUCCUCACAAUCUCAACUCACAACUCGCAACUCUCUCCUUCUUCCUCUCUCCUAACAAACCAAGCAAAGCGUGUCGCGCCAGAUGUCCUCCUCCUCAUGUCCAGUCCGCAUCGUCUGUCCGAAAAUGCCGCACACGCCGUUCAGGUGAGCGAGCCAGAGCAAUGUAUCCGUACCUGUUCCAGUUCUGCGCCUGUCCUUGAGGCCCUGCCAGAUACUUCUGCGACAGGCCAUGGCGCUGGUGCAGGCAUAGCCAUAGGCGUAGGCGCGGGCGCGGGCGAAGAUAGCAGUGUCGCUGGCCCUAAUCAUGAUUAUGAUGAUGUUGAUGAUACCCAUCAAGGGCACCUUGACCAAUCCCCCGCCGUCGCCCUCGCUGCUGAUGUCGCUGCUGAUCCCGCAGCCGACAACACUACUCCCACUCCCUCUUCCGUCUCUCCCUUCCUACCGCCACCCUCUGCAGACAAGGUGCCCAACAACGUGCCUGAUUCUGUUCCUGAUUCUGAUUACUUGCCCCGUGGUGAUGCCAAUGCCAGGGACACUCCAGACCAAGCCGAUACCCUCCCCAUCGGCGCUGCUCUUGGCCCUGUCUCUGCCUCUACUUCCAGUAAUAAGAAGGCCCGUGGCCCCGGUCCCCUACCGAGGCAGACCGGUCCUUCCCUACUGACCCAAGCCUUGGCUUCCGCGAGAGGUAUCACCAAUGUCAAAUCUCCCAAAUCCUUCUCUCCUACAUCUACUCCUCCUAUAACUUCGCCCUCUCCUGCAACUAUUACAAAUACAUCUACUGCCGCUCGACAGUCUAACCUAGACAAGACCGUCCCAUCCUCUGCGACUAUCUCGACUCCUACUACUCCCACUGCGCAGUCGAGUCUUUGCUCGUUGACAGGGCCACCAACCGCUCCAGCGAACCUCGCUUCCCAAUACGAUCGCGAUAGCGCCUUAAACCCCUUCGAAUCUUCUUAUCACAAUGUUCCAGCUCAGCGCACCGCUCCUAGGCCGUUAGCUAGAGCCACUUCCGAAUCUAUCAAUAUGGGAGCGUCUACUACUGUUACAACGAUGACGUCGCUCGUCCCUCGAGAGGCGGCGAGCGUCCCAUCGACUUUUAGCCAUUCAACUCUUGCUACUACACUUCGAGGUGCUCUUGAUCAUCGUGAACCGAUUGACAUGGCCCGUGGCAAGGCCUCGACAUCUCUGGAUCUCGAUAGACAAUCUGUUGACUAUUACCAACCUCAAACCACAAGCUACACAGCAGCCCUUAUUGACCGACCCGUCCCCCUCGAUACUCGCUCAGGAACCAAGACACCACCUUUGGCGACGCGAAAGGAGGAUGCGAACCCCGUUCAACAGAGGCCGAUACAAUGGGCAAAGAUGCUGCCCCAUUGGACUGGCAAUGGCGCUGAAAAAACCGAAAAGAUAUGGUCCAUUGGUUCUGUGGAAGGACAAGAAGAGGAUGGCUUAGUUGAGAAGUCUGUGACUGAGGCAAUGGCUGGCCUGGAGCAUAAUGCUCGUAGCCGCAAGUCUAGCUACAGCCUACGAUUCUUCAAAGAAGGUCUGCCACCAGAGGAUAAGCCACGUCGCAAGGAUACAAAACAAACGGCGAAAGAAAAAUUGACACCUCUCGAGGAGGAUCAUCAACAUGCCUUGCGCGAAGCUUCCCAACCGACAACCUCUGACAAAGAGCCGACAGCCAUUCGCACUCGCCAGGAAGACCGAAAAGGUUCUUUUUUCACAUCAGAUUCGCUCGAUGAACAGCCUGUUCUGAGCACAUCUCCUAGCGAGGAUUAUUUUUCCAUUCCAGUCAAUGGCUCCAUCAAAUCUGAAGACAAGGCGCCGUUGCGAGUGCAGCAGCCAUUGUCCCAGGCCAAAGACGGAAACGAACAGGUGGAGUCGGCCAAAGUUGUGGGGCCGACUCCGGUCUCCAAUGCCGAGGCCGCCCGUGAAGCCGAAUUUGUGGAGUCCAGACGGGACUCGGCGGGCAGUGCUCAUACUGAUGUCGGAUCUCGCGAUGAUGGAGAAGCCGAAGAAUCUGGGGAAGAAAAGAUCUCAUCUGCCGUCUUUUUGCCCCACCAAGAGCUCCAAGAUCCUUGUGUAAGUGAACCACAGGACCGCAUUGCGGCCCGUAGUAUCCGCGUGCGGUCUUUAUCGCAAAGUAAUCAACGCCCGUGGCUUGUGAAGGCCGAUGAGCCAGAGUCAGAAGCCAUUCAUGAGAAGGAUGAAUCUCCUUAUGGAAUUUCCCGUCACCCUUCUCGUGAGAAGCUUACCUUGAAACGCGGUGACCUCAUCCCUCAACAAGGUGAAGAGGGUGCCGUUAUUGAGGAGGAAAUCACAGUGACAACUGACUCUCAUAAACAACCGCAAAUCGUGAGCCAGUAUGAAGACCAUGUCCAUGAUCAUCAGCAUGACCCUCAAGAGCCUCUGGAGGCGAUCGAGCUCAUUCCGUAUAAACAUCAAGUUGGUGGACACACCACCCUCUGGAGAUUCUCUCGAAGGGCUGUCUGUAAGCAACUCAACAAUAGGGAAAAUGAGUUUUACGAGACUAUAGAGAGAUACCACCGUGAUCUGUUGCCUUUCCUUCCUCGCUAUAUCGGUGUAUUGAAUGUCACCUUCCAGAAACAGGCUCGCCGAAAGAGCACGUCCAAGAAAGACGAGGCGGCAGCAGCCGAGCGCAAGAAGGCACAGGAAAAGCUUGAGUCUAGUAGAAACGAACUGGAACAGAACGAGGGUCAGGAAGCCAUUAAAGUUGAGAAACCGACAGGCCGAGUUGUUAGCCAGUCUCUCGCCAAUAGCAACAUCCCUGUUCCGACGGUAACUUUCGACGACAACAGGCACAUUCUGCCCCGAAACCUUCUCCAGCCGAUGCCUUUGCCAAGAGAAUACCGACGACAAAGUAUCUCAACUUCUACUGUAUCAAAUCCCUCCGUGCCAUCUUCUGGAACAUCGAGUAGACCGCCUCUGGAUGAGCGACCCAACAGUUGGGGCGCAACCAUGGUCAACAAGAGGUUGAGAAACGAGGUUUUCAACGACGCAUUCCUGAAGGAACCUGUCAAGAUUCAUCGACAUCGCCGACCACACCAACGAUCAAUUCCACGUCCUACUUUGCAACGUCUCCUACGAUCCACGAAUUCCGACCCUGCUUUGAUCAAAAGUAACUCCCCGUUCAUCAACGGUCACGAUGAAGCAAGCGGCUAUCCUCAAGAACGAAAGAUUGCGCAUCACUACUCACACAGUGAUCUCGGACCUGGCAUGAAUGAAUACGUUCAGUCUGAGCCUGAGCAGGCUCCCGAAGAAGUCAAGGAUGUGACUGGAACAAGCGCUCCAGAGCCGGAAACUCUGAAGGAAAACCCUCUCGCAGCGAAGAAGAAGCGCAGGUAUUCUGCUGGCGGUCUUCGACGGAAACCUGAGGAUGUUAGAGAAUCCAGGGGAGACUUGAAGUACUUUGAGGAGGCUGAUGAUGCUGGGUAUAAGGGAGACAACGAAGAUAAGCCCAAGCGACACUCAAAGACACAUUCUACGAAUGGACACCAUCAUCCUGACACAAAUGAUGCCCACCAUCACUCACAGUACCUAGAGCAUCUACGUCCUGAAGACGAGUUUGCCAUUGAAUCGACUGAGCCCACCCCGGCCAUGGAAGAGACUGCCCAUGAGUUCACCAAGAUUCCUAGGCCAGUCAACCCGAAAGAGGCAAAGACUCAAAAGGAUCGAGUCGAAUACUUCUUGCUCCUAGAGGACCUUACCUCAGGGAUGAAGAGACCUUGUAUGAUGGAUUUGAAGAUGGGAACUCGACAAUAUGGCGUGGAGGCUACUCCAAAGAAACAAAAGUCGCAAACUGAAAAGUGUCGAAACACAACAUCAGCUGAGCUAGGUGUUCGAAUUUGCGGAUUGCAAGUGUGGAACGCUGCGAAGGAAACAUAUGACUUUCAGGAUAAAUACUAUGGCCGCAAACUGAAAGCUGGAGACGAGUUCCAAGGCGCAUUGCAAAAGUUUCUAUACAACGGUGUCGAUCUGCAUAGUAUUCUGCGACAUAUUCCAGUUGUGCUCAAGAAGCUUGGGCAACUCGAACAAAUUGUGAGCAAGCUGAACGGUUACCGUUUUUACGCUGCGAGCUUGCUCAUGUUUUACGACGGCGAUACGUCCGAGGAUGCGGACAACGAAACGAUGUACGAGUCUACCACCGACUGUGCAACAGAUACAGAGGAGACCUCGCGAAAGAAGACGAAGAACAAGAGGGAGAUUGAUUUCAAGAUUGCGGAUUUCGCCAACAGUGUCACUCCCUUUGAUAAGAUUGACGACAAGCCUUGCCCUCCGCAACACCCUGAUCAACCUGACGGUGGAUUUCUCAAAGGCUUACGUAGUCUGAGGAGAUAUUUCCUCCAGAUUCAAAGGGACGUGAGACAGGAGCUGGGGCUUGAUCCUUAUGGUCGAUUCUCGCAUCACACGGAUUAUGCCGGAGAUCUUGAUGCCGAGAACGGGAUGGUCAGUCUUUAGAUGACCUUAGAUAAGGACGGUGGUGUACGUUUUGAGACGAAGUGUCUGAUACCCAUUACUUCAUUUCAAUUUGGACGGUUUUACAAAUGGAUUUUUGCUUUUGCUGGAGUUUGGUUUGUUUUUCUUGGCCCUUUUCUCUUUCAUGGCCAACUUCUCUCCCACGGAGGGACCCUGGAGUUCACAGGA
Molecule: messenger RNA, 4665 nt
Organism: Fusarium oxysporum Fo47
Lineage: Eukaryota; Fungi; Ascomycota; Sordariomycetes; Hypocreales; Nectriaceae
Product: inositol polyphosphate kinase KCS1
Exons: 2
Biological process (GO): inositol phosphate biosynthetic process; phosphatidylinositol phosphate biosynthetic process
Cellular component (GO): nucleus; cytoplasm
Molecular function (GO): inositol hexakisphosphate kinase activity
Source: RefSeq, a predicted model, not a curated record